AUGAGUUCAUCAUCUCCCAUAUCGUUGACCAGUUCCUUGGCUAAGCUGCGCCUCCUAUUCGCCAUCGUAGAAAACGGCAACGAAAAUGAUGAUGGAGAUUUGACGUGGAGAAGGAUCAAAUGUCCCAUACGACAUGAUGUUAAGAGUGAUGGGGUAUGCAUCAAUGGGGUUUUGUAUUACUUGGGUGAUACGUCAGAUUGUUGUAAUGAUGCUCAUGUUGUGACGUCUGAUUAUAUGAUAGUAUGCUUUGAUGUUAGGUCUGAAAAGUUCAACUUUAUUGAGGUAGAAAGGUUUUGUCGAUUGAUUAACUAUAAGGGCAAAUUAGCUGUGAUCUAUUGGGAGGAUGAUGAAGACAUUGAUCAAGAUAUUGAUGAGUAUUUGGAGGAAAAUCUCGACGUUGAUGCCACUAAUGAGUUGCGUGUGUUCUUCCGUCGUCAGGUUUCCAUCGCUGGUGCGACUGCUUCAGGUGAAAUAGUGUUUUCGACGUGCAAGUAUACAUCUAAACAACAACCGUUUUAUGUUUUCUACUUCAAUCCCGAAACGAAGACUCUCCAACGUGUUGAAAUCCAAGGUUUUGGUGAAGCGUUCAAGAAACCUUGUAGUGUUUGCACCUUUGUAAACCACGUAGAGGAUCUUGAUCUUAACGAUUUAGAAGUACUCAAGUCAGUCCAUCCUUCACUGGAGAAGGCAGAAUAUGUAGAAGAUUCAGAAUCAGACUGA
This is a messenger RNA of Camelina sativa (false flax), 720 nucleotides long. NCBI's taxonomy places the organism in Eukaryota, Viridiplantae, Streptophyta, Magnoliopsida, Brassicales, Brassicaceae. The record is from RefSeq and is a predicted model, not a curated record.